UGGUUUCCGAUGUUGUGGGAGUUGCGUACAGCGGAGGGAGAGGAGGCAAAAGUGGUGGCGUUGGGGUGGCUGAGGGAAGGGUUAAUGCUAUUGGAGGAUGCUUUUGCCAAGUGUAGCAAAGGAAAGGAUUACUUCGGUGGAGAUAGCAUCGGAUACCUUGACAUAGCCUUUGGAAGCUUCUUGGGGUGGCUGAAGGUGGUGGAGAAGAUGGAGGAGUUGGAGUUUCUUGAUGGAACUAAGACACCGGGUCUGGUGGGAUGGGCUGAGAGGUUUUGCUCACAUGAGGCUGUGAAAGGUGCCUUCCCUGAAACAGAGAAGCUUUUGGAGAUAGCCAAAAUGUUGCAAGCCAAAGCUAAAGCUAAAGCUCAAGCUCAAGCUCAAUAAUCUUCCAAUUAAAAUUAGUCUAUGUUUUGGUCACUUUCACAAGUCAAUAAUUUGGGCAGCUUGUAUUGUCCAAGAUGAUCUUUUUUGCUUUCUUGUUUUCUUUUUGGUUGUUGGUAAGUAAUAGGAGUGUGUAUAGAUCGAUUUUGUUUGUAGAAGAAUGAUGAUUGAAAUGAAUGGGUUUGAU
This is a messenger RNA of Camellia sinensis, 568 nucleotides long. The record is from RefSeq and is a predicted model, not a curated record. NCBI's taxonomy places the organism in Eukaryota, Viridiplantae, Streptophyta, Magnoliopsida, Ericales, Theaceae.